AUUUUUAUAAGAAUUAGUUAUAACAAAAAGCUUUGACAAUGCAUUCAAGGGGAUUUUUAACACAAAUGAAAACAUUUCUUGCUAUUUCUAAAAAAAACGCAAGGAUACGAAAAUUAUCUUAUAAUAAUAAUAAUAUACCUUUUAUACACUUUUACGAGAAAGUCACAGGCUCAAGAUUGGAGGAAAGUGUUCUUCCUGAAUUACAGAAGAAACAUCCAAAUAUACUGAAACUCUCCAAAGAAGAUAUACAAUACAUACUUCAGAUACUACAGAAAUUUGAUAUAUCAGCUGAGCAGGCAUGCUCUGAUCCACAUUUAUUCAGUAUGAAUCCAAUAUCAAUGGAGAACUAUGGAGUUAUAUUAAAAGAGUGUCAAUUCACCAGCAUCAUACCAAAGUAUAUCAUCAGAUACCACACUAUAGUGAAGUCAAAGACUAUUUGCCAGCUAAAAAGAGAUGGCAUUUUAAAACAAAACUUUAAUUUACAAGAAGUAUUGUACGAGUUCUUCAGAGCUUUGCCUCAGAAUCAGAAAGUAAAUAAUAAUUUUGAAGAUGACAAAACUAAUGUUGUUACAGUAAGAAUGAGUGUAUUAGAAAGAUUUUUAAGUUGGAAAUUAGGUAUAAGUAAUGAUGAAUUUAAAAAGUAUCUUAGGAACUACCUCCCAAUGAGGCAUAGACCAUAUGAAGAUAUUUUGGAAUCUUUACGCAUUGCCGAAAAUGACAUAAAAUUCAAUGCCGAUGUUAUUAGAAGAAAUGGUUUUAUAAUAUCAGCAGAUCCAGUUAACACUAAACUCAUAUUGGAGAAUGUUGGUACCCUAGCAGGCUUGGAUGUCAGAGAAGCCAUGAAAUUAGAACCAGCCAUUAUAAAAAAUAAUUAUCAAUCUCUUAUGCAAAUUAAAGAAAUUUUAAAGGAAUACAACAUCAAUGACGAGGCGCAGUAUCGUUGCCUGCGUGUAUUCUGUAUGCAGCCCAGGUCUGUUAGAGAAAGACUUGAACACUUAUCGAGCCUCAAGGAAUAUUCAAUAUUAUCAACAAAUUCUAGGAUGCUGUACAUGGUGGUACAUGAAAAGAAAAUGAUAAACAGGUUAAAUAAAAUACAGGAAGCUCAAAAACAAUGCUAUAGUUUCAAUCUACUUGUGUCUUCGAAUAAAAUCUUCAACUCCUUCCUAAACGGUUUCGGCGCCAAGGUGUGCGGGAACGACGUGGGCGCUUACAUCAGCGCGUCGCUCAACAGCCGGCGUCUGACGAUGCAGGCGGUGCUGGCCAAACUCAAGCGGCACAAGUACUGGCUGCACACCGCGCUCGACGUCAUAGCGGAUAAUAUACAGACGCUGAAGAGGGAUUUCAGCGAUGACGUCAUUUUCGAUAACUGUCAGAUAUUGUUGUAUCCGAGGUUAGAGAUCCAAAAGCAUUUGAACUAUUUAAUAAAACUAAGAAAAGGUGAGCCAAUCAGCACUGAAUCGACACUAGACGCAAGCUACAACAACAUGGACUUCAGUAGACUAACGGACAGUCAGAUACUGAGCCUGGUUCUGUAUGAGAUGGAGAAGGGAUAUCAUUUCAGCGGCGAUGGCAUCUGGGACAAAAGUGACGGCAGAAGUGAGCAAAGUAAAGUUGUGAAUAGUUCAUGAUAUACUCAUUUAGAUAAAAAGAUGAAACCGACUUCAAAAUUGUACGUAAUUAAGAAUUAAAAUUCCCUCUCU
Messenger RNA from Aricia agestis (brown argus), 1700 nucleotides. RefSeq names its product transcription termination factor 5, mitochondrial-like. Gene Ontology annotation, molecular function: double-stranded DNA binding. The coding region runs from base 39 to 1628 and encodes 529 amino acids. Lineage: Eukaryota; Metazoa; Arthropoda; Insecta; Lepidoptera; Lycaenidae. Gene Ontology annotation, biological process: regulation of DNA-templated transcription; termination of mitochondrial transcription. The record is from RefSeq and is a predicted model, not a curated record. The transcript has 9 exons. Gene Ontology annotation, cellular component: mitochondrial matrix.